UCUGCCGUAAAUACAUUCUUGCGAGAGCUCAAUUGCAUCGGUUGUGCAUUAUAUGGAGAGUGCCCUAACAAUGGUUUGAUGAUGUCUGCCUGUUGUUCUACCUCUCUCCAUUAAAAGCAGCAAACUAUGCGCUCUCUUCUCACGCCUCACGUCUUCAGGCGUCUCCUCCGCGAUGAACCUAUUCGACAUUACGAUUGUUUGUACCGGCGCGCAAUUCACACCAGAGCCUACAGACUUCGAAUAGCAUCAAGUGCUCCGCGCCAGAAGCGCACACUCUUUGGUUGGAUCAAUCCUGUCCCUCAAGAAGUUCUUACAGCGACCAGCGAGAGAGCUUCGCUCGCUUAUCUCAAAGACGCUUGCUCACGGAUUGAGAACGACGUGCGGCCACCGCCAACGGAUCAGCUGGUGAAAGCUUGGACAUCCUUCAUCCACGAACGACAUGCUAGAAAAGCUAAGCUUAGCGACGUAGAGGCGAGUUAUGUAAGAACAAUAUUCGAACUGUUGAAAAAUGAGGCUCGGGCGGAGGGUAAGGAUUUUGGAGAGUUGGUUCCAGAUGAAGCAUUGGUAGCGGCGAUGGGGUGUCUGCAUUCUGCGGAUUUCAUAGAAGGAGAAAGGGCUGCGCAAGAGGCAUUUUGGCAGCUAUCAAAGACGCUGUUUGAUGAAAUCGAAGCGCGCGCGAGCAGCGACAGCGCGGGCGCCAUAUGGAGCGAGAAGAAGGAUGCACGGGGAACCAUAUACGAAGGGUUGUGGCUUAAGCAUCUUGGAAUCCUCGCACAAUGCGGCCAUGUUGCGGAAGCUCGCGAUGCGAUUUUGCGAUCCACGAUGCCGAGCAGAGUUGUCGAGUUCGCUUGGGUAGGUUUUCUCCGCCGACUGGCCGAAAGUUCUACGUCGCUACCGGAUAUCGAGUCACUCCCCGCCUUGAUCCAGAGACAGAUCUCCCCGUUGAAUGCGGAAAUCAGGAAGCGCCUCGCUGUGCUGUUCGCCAGGAAGGGAGAUAUGGCUCUUGCUAAGCAGCAUGCCGUGUUCCAGUCUGACGACGGAGCGCCGAUAACAGACGCGCGAUACUUGGAGACCCUCCUCAACGCUUGCCGCACACAUGACGCUCUUGACUGGGCUCGCGACAUACUGAAGGCAACCACGUCGAACACGUCCGUGAUGAAGUCCCACAAAGGUCUCUGGAACUUGGUUUUCAAAUGGGCUGUUACGACAGGAAAGUCCGUCGACGAAUUGGAUCGCAUGAUGAAAGUUAUGGUCAAGACGAAUCCGACGUUCCAGCCAAGCACUCAGGAUUUCAAUGCUUUGAUCCGGAUUGCAAACGAGAAGAGAGACCCAUACUUGGCUGAACGUCUGAUUACGUUGGGUGAACGAUGGGGCAACACGCCAGAUGAGGAGACCUACCUGUUGCAAAUGGACUACAGGCUAUCCGUUAACGACGUCGAGGGCGCAAGAGUUGCGUUUGACUACGUAAAGUCCUUCCAGGAGGGGCAUGGAGGUACGUCAGCGAGGAUAAAUCGCCUUAUUCAAGCCAUGUGCGCUCGAAAGUCGUACUCCUUUGACACGAUCAUGGACGUCGUUGACUUCCUGGGCGAGCGAGGCGGCAGGUUCGAGGCCCAGACUGUGGCCGCUCUGGCGACGCUGCAUCUUAACCGUGACGAGUACACCGACGUGGCAGACCUGCUGACCACACAUCUGGUCGAAUUUUCGCUUGCGGAGCGGGAGACGGUGCGCAAGGCCAUCCUGGAGCUCAUGCUCCACCCUUCCACGCCCCUAGCCCGUCUCUGGGACACAUAUAUGAUCUUCCAACACGUUUUCGAGGAGGCGCCCCGUGUCGACCGCACAGCCGUGAUGCGUCUCUUCUUCGAGCGCAAGAGACCGGACAUGGCGCUUCACGUCUUCAAUCACAUGCGCCGUCACGCCUCGCCCGCCAUCAACCCUGACACAGAGACGUACGUCGCGGCACUGGUCGGCUGCGCGCAUACAGCCGACGACGAGUCGCUCACGGUGGUAAACAACGUGCUCAAACUUGACAUCACGGCCGUGGAAACGACGCGUCUGAACAACGCCCGCAUGUUGGCCUUCCUCCUCACCGGCUCACCAUCCAAGGCGCAGGCGGUUUGGGAUGACAUCGUGCGCUCCGAGGAGGGUCCUUCUCGGAACUCGCUGCUGCUCGUGUUUCGCGUGUGCGAGCACUCCAAUUUCGGCGAGGUGAGAGCGAAGAAGGUCUGGAACUUGUUGAGGGAGAUGGACGUGCCACUCGACAGCGAGGUGGUGGCGGCGUACGUAGGCGCUCUGGCUGCGAAUGGGUGCGAGGAGGAGGCAAAGACUGUGGUAGAUAGUGCAGAGGACGUGCUGGGGAUCGCGGUCGACGACAUCAUUCUGGCGAAGCUGUUCAACGGAGCGGUGAACUCGGUCAAGCAGGUGCAGACCGAGAAGUGGAUCCAUGAACGCUUCCCGCAAGCCUGGGCAAGGCUUGAGAACAUGGGCUUCAGGACCACUCCCAAAGGCACGAGAGAGCUGCCCAUCGACGUGAGCAUGGAGCCAUGAACACUAGUAAGGACGCAGAAGGUAUCGUCACAAAAAAAGAGGACUUAGUCGCUUAUGCGCGUGACCGCCUCCCUUGUAUGCGUCUGCUCGUGUUCAGGAUCCUUAUUCAAGCACGCCCUCGGCAAGAAUUACAGUCGCCGGAACGGCGUCGAGGAAGACUGACAGGAGCGGUCGAUUGCUCAUAGCAACGAUAAUUUAUGGAUGAUGUGUGAGGGCAAUGCUCCUCUGAUGGUUUCCGACCUAGGCAGUUCCACAAAGGGCCAGAAGUGGUGCGAGUAUCACGUAACAGACUCAAUGAAGAGUACAAUAGGUGCUGUUAGCGGGAGAGAAAAGCCUUGUAGUAAUCAGUCGUGAUUGUCUUUAGCACAAAGCUCUCUAUCGUGCUACUGUCUCAAUCUCAGAUCCAUUUUAUCAAUCGCUAGUCGACGGCUCGCUCAUCCGUCAUUUCGUCAAUCAUUUUGCAGCAUAUCAUUGAAGAUCGAGUUUGUCCAACGUCCUUUAGCACUGAGCGUUCUUCGC
Verruconis gallopava is the source of this 3063-nucleotide messenger RNA. RefSeq lists its product as uncharacterized. The transcript is spliced from 2 exons. Bases 127 to 2544 code for a protein of 805 amino acids. The record is from RefSeq and is a predicted model, not a curated record. Gene Ontology annotation, molecular function: protein binding. NCBI's taxonomy places the organism in Eukaryota, Fungi, Ascomycota, Dothideomycetes, Venturiales, Sympoventuriaceae.